Messenger RNA from Zootoca vivipara (common lizard), 15846 nucleotides. RefSeq names its product receptor accessory protein 2 (gene REEP2). The record is from RefSeq and is a predicted model, not a curated record. Gene Ontology annotation, biological process: endoplasmic reticulum tubular network organization. Lineage: Eukaryota; Metazoa; Chordata; Lepidosauria; Squamata; Lacertidae. Gene Ontology annotation, molecular function: microtubule binding; taste receptor binding. Gene Ontology annotation, cellular component: cytoplasmic microtubule; endoplasmic reticulum membrane; endoplasmic reticulum tubular network.
GCGGGGAGCGUGUCGCUUGACGCGGGGCCUGGCGGAGGCGCCGGACCUGCUGCUCUGCCACGGAGAGAUGACGCGCCCGCCUGUGCGAAGGCCCAGCAGCAGCAGCAGCACCCGCCGCACUGACGACGAGCCCACCGCCAUGCGCCCGCUGCUCUUUUUCCCUCCGACAGGCGUCGCUGGCUCCUCCCCUUUAAGGAGCCGGGGCGGGGCCGCGCUUGCUGCAGGAACCUGCCCUUUAACAGCGCUCUCCUUUCCUCGCUGGUACCGCUGCCGAAAGCCAGCUCGCCAGUCCCCGCCGGCCCCCGGAGGAGCCUCGGCCUCGCCAUGGUGUCCUGGAUCAUCUCCCGGCUGGUGGUGCUGGUUUUCGGCACCUUGUACCCAGCAUACUCCUCUUACAAAGCUGUGAAGACGAAAAAUGUGAAGGAAUAUGUCAAAUGGAUGAUGUAUUGGAUUGUGUUUGCUUUCUUCACUACAGCAGAGACACUCACAGACAUCAUUCUCUCUUGGUUUCCCUUUUAUUUCGAGCUGAAAAUCGCAUUUGUGAUCUGGCUGCUCUCUCCUUACACCAAGGGCUCCAGCGUGCUCUACAGGAAGUUUGUUCACCCAACGCUCUCCAAUAAGGAGAAGGAAAUCGACGAGUAUAUCAGCCAGGCCCGUGACAAGAGUUAUGAAACUAUGAUGCGAGUUGGCAAGCGAGGAUUAAAUUUGGCAGCCAAUGCAGCAGUUACUGCAGCUGCAAAGGGCCAAGGAGUUUUGUCUGAAAAACUACGGAGUUUCAGCAUGCAGGACUUGACUUUGAUUCGGGAUGAUGACACUGUGCAUUUACGGAGCCCUGAGCCACGCAUGCGUACUUCUGCUACUGGUCAUCUUGAAACUGUUGAUGAUUCAGGUGCAUCCUGUUAUUCCUCAUCGGAAGAGAUGACUCUGUCUCAAAGACAUAAUGGGGCCCAGUCUGAUGCCAGAACAGACCCAUCAGAUGACGAUACAGGAGACAAAGUUCCCAAACGGACCCAGAGCCUUAAAGCUCCUAAAAAAGUGACAAAGACUGAGCCCCCACAAAAGACUGUCAAAGCCCGUCCCAAGAAGAAAGUUACAGGUUCCAGUGCUGCUGGCGAGUCAGCCUAAAGACUGUCUGUCCUAGGGCUCUUCAGACACUUUGAUGAGCACUCUCCAAGGAAAGGGAGCUGAGAUCAUGUACAUAACAGCUACUGCUUUGUAGAGCUCAUUCCAAGGCAAGAGGGUGACUGAAAUUUGGCACACAGAUUGGAGGAUGGCCAUCCUCAGGAAUUAUUUACACUUCAUCUCUGUGAUGGAGAGAAUGCUAAUCUGUCUGUACAUAGCCUGUUGUUUUGGAAUUCCCUCUCUGUGUGUAACCCUAAUAGGGAAACUCUUUGCUGGAACAACUCUUCAAUUAGGGUUAGAGCCAUCUUUGACAGAGAGGCUGGAAGAAGAAAAAAAUCAAGACGGGUGCCACUGAAAUUCUAAUUGGAGGUGGAGAACUCCCCAAUAAUAUUUCAGCAUUUCACUGGUUGUCAUGCUGUAGCUGCUGUGGGGAAUUGUUAGGAAGUGCCUGGAGCAAAGUGACUGGUACUGAGAAAAAGUGUUAUCUAAACUCAUUUGGGCAGAAGCAAGAGACAGAAGUGUAGGUUUGCUUGGUGCUUUGCUACAUGGGCAACUGCUUGCCUGUGGGAUUGGGUAAAGUGAUGUUUUUUUGCAGGGAGUCUGCAGAUGUUUGGGAGAGGGGUGGGUGGAAGGUGAGAAUGCAAGCUGCUGGCUUCUUUACCACUAUCCGGUGCGUAUUUCUAAGCAGCCUCUCUUGCUUGGUUGGAAGCGUUUUAACUCUGCUCAUGGUAGAUGUUGCAAUGGUAGAACUAUUUGCAUGGUUUUUUUCAAGUAGAAUAAGGCUGGGAGGAAGGUGACGAAGCUAAGAGGACCACGGUUGGAGCAGAGGGUGUGAGGAUGCCUUGGCACAAAUCAGUCUCUCCAAAGAGUUGAAAUCCUGAAUAGCCACUGUCUAAGAACCAAACACUUUGGCCCCCUGCUUCAGAGUUGCCUUUAUAUUUUACAGGUCAGUCUGUUUUCUGUAAGAAUUGUUUGGAAAAGGCAUGUGUAAGGAAGAAGCUGGAGGAAAUAUCGAUGGUACCUUAAGUUUCUGCUGUGUUCUUAAUUAUGCUUUAUUUGCACUGGGAAUAUAAGGUUGGAGCUCAAUCAGUGUAGCCUGAAAAGUAGGCAAAAAGGUAGCAACCCUUUUUGGAGCUUUUCAGGCAUUUUGUAAUGAGGUAAGUAAGUGAUGGGACAUUCCAAAAUGAUUCUAUGGGUGGAUAAGGGAUAACGUUACUUGGCUCUCAGGAACUACUCAUUUCUGCCACCACUGACUUCCAUCAUUCCCUGUUAACUCUGGUUACUUUUUAGAGGCAAUAUUAUGCAGUUUUUGAGGCUAUCAUAGAAUUGUAGCAUUGUAAGAGACUCUGAGGAUCAUCUAGCCCAACUCCUUGAAUUCCAAUACAGAGAUGAAACCUGCAACCUUGGCAUUAUCAGCACCACGCUCUAACCAUCUAGCAUUCUGUGAAAAACCGAAUUCAGUUUUAUAUCAUGCUCCAAUCAAAUGGAUAAAUAAAUAAUGGUAAACAUUUCUGUUCCAGACAGUUUAACAUAUACAGAAAUUACUGUCUUGAUCUAGGACUAUAGUGCAGGGAUAUUGAGAUACAUAGUAUAUAGAUAAACCCUGCUGUUCUCUAACCUUAAAUAAAUUCUCCAACUUCGGAAUAUGUGCCAAAGCCACUAGUCUUUUAAACAGUGGAGCAAAUAUAUGAGAUCUAACAGUGCUGGAAACAAAUUUCAGUUACCCUCAUUACUAUAGGUCAAUGGCAAAUCAGACUGAUGUUGGGUAUGCAACAUGGCCAUGCAGCUGCUUCACUAUUCAGUUUAAAUCUUGAUUUUUCACCACAGGCUGACAUGUACUGUUUCCUAAAUAAGUUUUCUAAGAAGCUAACCUCCAUUGAGUUCUGUGAGACUGCUUCCUAAUCCGUGUACUUUAGAUUGCACCUUUAGGCACAUUUUUUAAUUUGUAUAGUUUCAGAGCAGAGAAGGCUUACCAUUAAGAUUACAUAGUUGAAGAGACACCCUUUAUCCUCUUCCAAAUCACACCUGCACUCUCGUGCUCUACUUCUCUCCUGGACACCUGACAGUUCAGCCUCUGCAAGUAUAAAGAAAAUGAAUCACAACAUUUUUGCCAUUCUUUUUGGCAGCAGCUGUUUAAUGCCAAAAGAUUGGGAAGCUAUAAUUACAAAUUACAUUUUGUAAUUUGUAAAGGUAAAGGGUAAAGGGCCCCCUGACCAUCAGGUCCGGUCAUGUCCGACUCUGGGGUUGCGGCACUCAUCUCGCUCUAUAGGCCGAGGGAGCCGGCGUUUGUCCGCAGACAGCUUCCGGGUCAUGUGGCCAGCAUGACAAAGCUGCUUCUGGCGAACCAGAGCAGCGCACGGAAACGCCAUUUACCUGCCCGCCAGAGCGGUACCUAUUUAUCUACUUGCACUUUGGUGUGCUUUCGAACUGCUAGGUGGGCAGGAGCUGGGACCGAGCAACGGGAGCUCACCCCGUUGCAGGGAUCUGAACCACCGACCUUCUGAUCAGCAAGCCCUAGACUCUGUGGGUUAACCCACAGUGCCACCUGGGUCCCUAAUUUGUCAAGGAUGCAGACCCUAAAUCUCAGAUUAGGUUUUUACUACUUGGAAGGUACUUUGGUUUGCUGAGUGUGAGAAUGUAGAAACACAUUGCACUUUUUACACAGCUGAUCCCUCUCUCCUAGUACCAUGCAAUUAAUCUUCAGUAGUUUUGUUUGAAUCAAUUAUAGGAUUACAUGUGAAAUGGCUGCGCUUCCUUAUGCUUGGAAUAUGACUGGGGAAAGUACAUUUGAAUGCUGGGCUGGCUGUAAAUGAGACAUUUGUAUUGCUGUAGUAUGUGAAGGGGAAAGCCUUUCUGCUUCACAGAGAAAGCAGCACUACUUUCAUCAACUUGCUUGCUUUUAUCAACUUGUGUUUCAGCAAUGUGGUUGUUAGUUGUAGAUACUGCCAUGUGUUUUUUUACAGCACAUACAUCAAACUCUUCGCAGCAUCCUUUGUAUGAGGCAGUGCUUUUGCAUAGAAGUUGAUAAACUGGGAUCAGGGUUAACACUUCUUCUAGAAAUGUGCAGAGUUUUUUUGGCAGUGCUUCCAGUGAAGUAUAAGGAUGGGAUGAUGCUGAACAACUUGAGCCUAUUCCCAGAGAUGCUUAAGUCCUGAGGCAGUUUCUACAUUUUCAGAUUAGCCUGGUCUGCUUGUCAGUGCCCAUCUUUUCACCACAUCCUGUGGAUCAGUUUUAAUUGUAGUCCAAUUAGGUGUUUUAUUUUUGUUAUAUUUAUAAGAGUAUUUGUAAACCACUGGCUCAUAAGAAAAUAUCAUGAUGGUGUGAAACGUGCAAGUAUUCAAACAAUCUAAAAUACAGAACAAUUGACCUACACUGAUUCGAUUAAUCCUCUGAAAACAUUUAUCAUAAAAGAAAUGUUUUCAACAGGCAACAAAAUAUCUAAAUUGUUAGGUGCCUGCUUUUUGUUGGUUCGCUUUUGUGUAACACCAUGUGCUCUUUUCAUAUUUGUGUCCCUUAAUUAUUUUAAAUUCCCUAUCAGUUUUACGUUUAAGAAUAUCAUUAUCCUGCAGCUGGGCUGUAUAUUCAGCUUGAUGAUCAGAUAUAUAUGGGGACCUGCCUGAGUCCCAACAAACUUAUUUUGGAUGCAUAUUUCAGGCUGCAAAAUUGAGUCAGAGGUUAGAUAGCUGGCAGGCCCUCGUAUAUAGCAGCUGGGCUGCAUUUGGUUUGGUGGCCUAUGCUGCACACAUCUGUCAUGGGACAUACUAUUCCACAUGUUACCUUCUCGGUUGUUCUUCAUAGGAUAGUUUCUAAGAUCUUGAUCCAUUUAUUUACUGUUCUGUGAUAUAUGGGAGGAAACAGAGUGACUCAAGAUACUUCACAUGACUGCUUUUCCCCUACUCCCUUUUUCUACAUCAUGUAUUAUUUUAUACACCUCUGUAAUGUCUCCCCACUUUUUCUCCCUUUUUUAAAACAGAAGCUCCAAAUGCUGUAAUAUUUUCUCAUAUGACAGUUUCUCCAGCCCCUUGAUCAUUUUAGCUGCCCUUUCCUGCACCUUUUCCUAUGCUCCUAUGCUACAGUCCCAACAAAAACUCCUAUGCUACAGUCCCAACAAAAAUACCCCCCCACUCAGCUGUUGUUUGGCAUGGGAGGGAAGCUUCUAUUGGCAGCAGUGAGAACUCCCCUCAUAUGCCAAAUAGCUACAUAGCUGCCAAGUUUUCCCUUAUCUCGCGAGGAAGCCUAUUCAGCAUAAGGGAAUUUCCCUUAAAAAAGGGGAGAACUUGGCAGCUAUGAAUAGCUGUUUUUUUUCCGGUGAGGGCAGGUAUCGGAACUGCAGUGUGGAAGGAAAGGGUUAAACCUCCUCCCCAUGCACCUGAUCCUGGGUGAGGGGCCCAGUGUUUGCUAUUUACAAUCUUGGGAGCAGGAGAUAUGCAGGAUGUUAAAUCAUAUGAUUAACAUCAUGUGCAGCUGGCCCUUGGGUAGCCUGUUUAACAAUUAAAAAAAAUUUUUUUUGCUUUGCCUGCUUAACAAUUCAUGGGGGGGAUGAUAUGGAGAUUUUCCUCUCUAUUGGCUGCUAUUAUUCUUAAGAGACUUUAUCACGAUAAGGCCCUGAUCCUAUGUACACUUCCUUGGGACCACUAAACAUAAUAAGACUUACUUCUAUGUAAACAUUAUAGGGUUGUGCCAUUAAUGGCUCUAUGAUGAAAGAGUCUGAUAUUGAGACUAUCAUAGGACAGAUCACCAUAUAAAUAACAUGGUAAUCUGAAUUCUUUUCUUUAACCUCUCUUUACCUCUUACUUGUUAGGAGGUCCACGAUGGAAGAAUUCAAAACUUAUUUGUAGUCAGGUGCAAAAUGGAAUUGCCACUUAGUCAGUUUUGCAGUUUUUUUCUACAACCAAGCAUCGUAUAAAUUUUAGGAAAUAAAUAAAUAAAUAAACUUCAUUGUAGUGCAGAGAACGUUGGAUUUAGAGUGUGGUAAGAAUAUGGUCCUAUUUCUGCAGCCUUCCCAUAGUCCGGCUCUGCUGUUGUGUUUUGGGGUUGUAAGAUUAGAAGAGUAAUAGCAAGAGAACCCAUGUAGCUAGCAGAAGGCUCUAAUAAUGCUGCGCUUCAGAGGAAGAAUAUAUCUGGAAAAGACUUUUAUCAUUAAAUCUGGGCUCUUCCCCAUUCCAGGCAAGAGCGUCUUUCAACAUUGUGUAGCGGUGAAAUGUUUCUUGUUUCUCCAGGAACUUUGGGGGGAGGUUGCCUUUUGUUUUCCUUUUCUUGUGUUGUUAUGUUGGACAUGGCAUUUAGAACCUCUUUGGGAUAUUAUCCUUGCACCAGGACAACACUGGUGUUAUCUGAUGGCCUUCUCUUCAACCAGCUUCUGUUGAAGUGCCAACUCCUAUUGGCUGAACCCUUCUCUCUCAAAUGUAAGCAAAUACAAGCCUUGAAGUUUCACAGAGCCUUUCCAUUGGGAGCAGCUUGCUUACUGACAAGUCACUCCUCUGCCACUGUUGUUACGUAGAUCCAGUUCUCCAGCAGCAGUAGCAGUCUGUGUUUCCUCUGCCUCCUUUCAUCAGGAUUCUUUUAAUCUAAGCUUGCCUUAGUACUUGCAUUCUCUGAUUUUUGCUGUGUAAAGGGGACAGUGCUGCUGUCAUUCUUUUGCAGACAUUCACAGUGACUGGUUUGAAUUUGCAUGGCAGGUCUGGAGCAGAGCCAAGAAACAGACUCAUUAUGUUGAAUGCCAGCCAUUUCCCUUGUUUGUUGAACAGGCAGCAGUAGACGUGACAAUGGUAGGACGCUAUACCAGUGUAUUCCCUUCUGCCUGAGGAACAGCAGUCAGUCAGCAAGAAGUGGACAACAAGAAUGGGUAAAGCAAACUCAUUUAAAGGUCUUAAUCCUGCUGCCCAGUCAGUCAGAUCCUUGCCAUCAUAGUUCAGUUACAGCUGUCAUUGGCAGCUCCAGUGCCUCUUCGGCCACUGUGUCAAGUCUUCAGUGAGUAUACUGGCUGAGGGUAGGCAAUAGCUUUUCAGAGAACAGGAGGCAACAUUUUGGAGUGACCAUUGCCUAUAUGACAUACCCUCUUCUUCUGAUUUCUGGUCAAACUAGUUUUGCAGACUUUGUAGUAUUUCAAGCGGUCUAGGGGAAGUUGAAGCAACCUCUUAGCAGAAGAAACACUAAAUAUGCACAUUUUAAUGUGACCUCUGUAGAAACAAUGUUCAUUAUAAGGAAAUGACACUCUUUCAGAGCCAGUUCUACCAUUAGGCUAAGUGGGAAUACAUCCUCAGAAAGCAGUUUUGGGGUGUCCUGAAUUUGCAGCUAACUUUUACUUAUAAAUUAUUAUUGUAGUUUGACUGCCAAGUAGAGGCGAUUGUAGGAUUUUGUGUCUCUGGUGACAAAAUAACUUGGUCAGCCUUGGGUACUACAAACUUUGUUUGGGAUAGAGCAGGCAUCCCCAAACUGCGGCCCUCCAGAUGUUUUGGCCUACAACUCCCAUGAUCCCUAGCUAACAGGACCAGUGGUUGGGGAAGAUGAGAAUUGUAGUCCAAAACAUCUGGAGGGCCGAAGCUUGGGGAUGCCUGGGUUAGAGGGUAUCUGCUGUUCCACCUCAGGCAGCAAAAUAGCUUGUGCUGAGAUUUUGUUGAUGUUGUUCUUAUAAAAAAUAAAUGUCCCCUUAGGAGUGAAAUGGGCUAGAGGAGAAGAUCGGAUCUUGUCAGCUUUACUCCUCCUUGGGCAUGUAGGGGACUGUAGGAAGCUGCCUCUGUUAGGAGUUAGACUCUGAAUUGGAUAAACAAUUUUUCCCUUCUCAGCAGGGCUACCUUUCUCCCCACAUGUUGUUUUGUGCUGUUGUCAAGCUGCCAGUGUUGGUAGCAUUAAAAGGGGGGGGGGACUGCUUGCGUUGCUCCAGAGAAAGAAUAAUCCAUACACAGCAGCUAUCUAUACACUGGUAGAAGGGUGAAGAGUAUCUUGAUUUAUGAACAAGGCAGGACAGGACAGGGUGCUGUUAAGCAAAUGACUAGAGGAGGUCCUCCCACAGGAUUUAUGUGACUAAACUGAGAAAAGGAAAGGGGAUUUCCAAGGAGAUGGGAUAAUAGCCAGUUAUUCUCAGGAUCUGGUGAGACUCCGAGGAUGAGUCAGCUACAUGAACUAAUAGAAACAUAUCGGUAGGCAGUCUGAAUGAAGCCAUUUCCUUGUCUUAUUGAGAGAGAUGAGCCCAGCUGCUCACCCUCAACCUUAUCAUGUUUUGCAGUUUAAUGGGAAAUGAAAAGCUCCUCCACCAUAUUCUAUCUACCAAGGUAUUACUUAUGUAUACUGAUUGACUAUGCUAAGACUGUCUGUUGAGAUCAGAUAGAUGUUCAGGAAACAAUUCAUCCUUGAUGCUACACCAUUCUUUGUACCCACCUUACUGGCAGCUGCUGUUUUCAGACUUGGAUUGUCGCCUGCAUCUUUCAUCUUGUAGUGAGCUCUUCAUGGUACUGCUUUGUCCAGCACAAAUUAUUUUACUAGCCCUGGAAAGGUUACCCCAUGAUCUCUUUCUUCCCUAGGAGUCCAUGUUCUGUCUCGCUGGAAUUUAUUCAGAAACAUGCAUCUCCCCACCACCACCUCAUGAAUAGAGGAUGUUCACAGUCAUGGGCACAUCUUAAGAAGGAAGCUAUGUACCUCAGCACCCCUUCCCCCCCAAAUAAACCUAUUUCCUGCUGCCUUGCAGAAAAACCAUUGAUCUCCUAUGGAGAGAACACACAGUUCUCUUUCAUCCCUGGAUAUGAAAAUGCUGUAUUACAGGAAAAAAACUUAGCCUGCUCUGUGGGAAUCCACCCUCUUAUCCCUGUUCUCUUUUAUGUGGCAAUCUUGUUACCUGGUUGAGCCAUACCACAUUGUAGCCAUUGUGCAAAUACUCUCGAAUCUAUGCUUACACUUCAAGCACCUGUAUCAGACUCUGGGAGUCUGGGUGUCUUGUUACAUAUCAGUGUAAGUAUCCCAGAGCCUCUGUGUACAUGCAUUCAUCAGUAUUACUUUGUGAACCCUUAGUAGUAUUUUAUCUGUGUGUUUUCCAGGCUCUUGGAGACUGGCAAAGGCUCCUGCUAGAUGACCUUGUAUAAUUUUACCCUACCAGAACAAAUUGUUGUUCUUCCUACUUGAGCCCUUUAUAAAGUUGUGAUCUAGUAAGAAGAGGUAUCUAACAUAUGCCGUAUUUGGGAACAGUUUGCAUGGUUAUAUGAGUGUUUUUACACUUUAUGUACUAACUGAAAUCAUAUCACAUGAAAGGCUGGGAGAGUAACACCAAUUGCAUUAAAGGUUUGUUUGAAGGCCACGGAAUGUACUUCAAUCAAUCAAUUGGCCUCCAGCACAGCUUCUGCGCCAUUUCUCACUAGGUAGAUCAUGACUAUAUUCUGUGUCUCUUCCUGUUUUUUUCACCCCAAGCAGGCCUUGAAUUCUCUUCAUUAGAAUAUUUGUAACUUCAGGACAAUGGUGGUUGAAUUUCCUCCUUCCUCAAAAGAGUAUCGUAGCUGCAGAGAGGUUGCAGCCUGGGACCCAAGUAUUGGGACCAGUGGGACCAAAUGCAGUAGGAUUCCAGAGGAGAAAAAGUUUACAGCAGCCACCUGAGACUGUGAAAUUGACCUUUCCUGGAAAUUCUCUGGCCCAGAAGAAUGAACUUUGGUGUUAGACCUUUGAGAAUUACAGAUAUUUGAACAAGUGUUUGUAUGUAGCAAAGUCCAGUAUCAAAGCUGCUACUGUUUUAUUUGCAAUGACAAACUGGAAUCAGAAAUAAUAUGGAAUGUAGACAAAUAUAUAUUGGCCUCUUGUCUCUUUAAUUUUUUAAGUACAGUAAACACGAAUCUUUCCCCGUUCUUGGAAGGGCUGUUCGUAACUUGCUUCCUUCCACCAAUUAUUGUAUUGUGUUGUGUUGUGAUUUCAGAAUUUGGGCUCUUUCUUUCAGGAAGCUACUUCCACACUGGAAAUAUGCCAAAGACAAGUUGUUCAAAAUGAGUAAUUGACAUUGAUUUAUAAAUGUUUUUGCUCUUUUACACUGAAAAUAGGGAUAUGUGAGGAGACCAUCUUUCCCUGCCACUAUUUUCUAUGAACAAAAUUGUUCAUAGGGCUUUCAUAAAGAUUCCAAGCAAGAGCUCUCUUUUCAUGACACUUUUCAAAUUCUAUAAAUCAUGUACUAAUAAAAAAAAUCCAAAGCUUUACAUAUAGUAUGAAUUUUAUAACUUGUGAGCAUUGCCAUUGACUAUUUUUAUAUGUCUGUUGAUUCAACAGAAAGGCAAGAGGCAAAAUGUCCCAAGUUUGUUCUUCCCAUAGUCCAAUGUUGGCUAACCUUUCCUUUGGCUGAGGGCCACAUUGAGGAUUGACCAAGCUUCAAAAAGCUCCAUGCUAGUGGUGGGUGUGGACAAAGUACUUUAACUUUCUUAUGCACAUGCCUUUGCACACGUAUAGUGCACAUAGAAAGCACUCAUGCACACAGUAUAUUCCAAAAGGUGUUUCAUAUUUUGCAUAUUGCUUUUUACAAAUAUACACCCCCCCUGUUUACAAGUCUUCAGCAUCACCUCUCAGUCUAGCAUCUGAAUGUUGCUGUUUCUGCAGCUGCUACAAGCAAAAGAUCUGCAGCACCCUAGUGUAUGACUGCCAUAAUUUUCUCUUGUAUAGCAACCCUCAGUUGGGGCCCAGUUGGGGCCCAAAAGGAAAGUGCUUUUCCAUGCUUGGCUAGUGCCUGGAAUGAAAACAGUCAAGAAAUAUCCUGACAAGAUGUUCUAGCUGUUCAAAUACUUUGUCUAUUGAACUUGAUUGUUAUUCUAUUGUACAUCACUUCUAAGCCAUUGACUUAGCAUGCAAAAAUGACUCAUAAGGUCUAUAAAUAAAAAUGCUAGUGAAAACUCACAAGGUCAGGCAAAUUGUUAACAUGAACUACAUGUACUUCAAUAUAGUUAAAGUGCUAGGUGGAAUGUACUAAUGGAACAAAACUUCAAAUGUUCAGAACAUAAGCCAGCCACAAUUCUUCACUGGAGAUACCUGAAUAUGACUCUGAAGAGGUUCUACUCACAACAGUUCCAAAACAUUUUCCCAGAAUGCCUAAAGUGGAAUUUUGCUUUAAAAAACAAACAAACUCCAUAGCGAUCCUGAAUUCAACCAUUCCACCAGUUUAUUAAGUGUUUAUUGGUCACCCUAUAACAAAAUUCUGAAUGCUGUUCAUAAGAAGAAAUAAUUUAAAAUUCAGUAACAAUAGAAACUUAAUAAAGCACAAAAACAGAAGGCACAGAGGGGAAAUGGAGCUUAAAUCUAAGACUGUUAAAAUCCUGGGGAAAUUAAAAGGUUAUUGCUUGAUACCAAAGUAAGCACAUUUGGUGCCCCUUAAAUGAGGAUAUUCGACAACCACCACUGACAAGACAAUCUCUCCUGGACCCACGACACCAUACUCUGGAGGGCCCUCCAAGGGUCUGCAUUGGUGUGGGGAGAGGUGGUCCUUUGGAUACUCUAGUCCCAAGCUGUGAAGGGCCUUAAAGACCAAAAACAACUCCUUGAAUUGAAUCUGUGACUGGCUCAUUCUUAGUGCUGUAUCACUCCUAAAACCUCUUCAGGGGGCAUGCAAACUCCUGAACCACUAUUUGAUAACUGCCAUGGGGAUUUUUGGAGAGAGGAGGAAGAAAAGUCAGCAUAUCAACUCAAGGGAGUUGGGUAUUAUGCUGCAAAACAAUGUUUUGCAUUCAGUGAUCUGGUGAUUAACUCAUCUGAAAAAGGGCUUUGUAAAAACAAGAGCGUGGAUGAGAUGAAAUAUAAAAGCUUUGUGAAGGCAAAACAUAAUGUGUGCCAAAUGCAAUGUAUCAUCUUCUUUGACGAUCGCUUAUAGCUACCGGUAGUAAGAUUGUCUUCCAUAAACACGGUUUUAACAGUGAGUCCGUAAGUGACUGUGGAGGCCAAUUCUGGACCCACACGUCCUUCCACAGCGGGGACAUAGGUUUCUGGGCAGGAGUUGAUCAUUGUGAGGGUUUGUCAAGCGUGCCUUCCUCUUAGCACAUUUCGUCCUGAGUUUGAGUGUCUUCAAAGCCCAUGACACCUUUGGUAAACGCUGUUCUCCAGUUGGAGCGAUCGCAGGCCAGUGUUUCCCAGUUGUCGGUGUUUAUACUACAUUUUUAAAGAUUUGCCUUGAAGAGGGUCUUUAGACCUCUCUUGUUGACCACCAACAUUAUGCUUUCUAUUUUUAAAGUUCAGAAUAGAGUACAGUAGUUGCUUUGGAAGACGAUAAUCAGGCAUCUGCACAACAUGACCAGUCCAACAAAGUUGAUGUUGAAGAAUCAUUGCUUCGACGCUGGUGAUCUUUGCUUCUUUCAGUACACUGGCAUUAGUUCGGCUGUCUUCCCAAGUGAUGUAUAAGGUCAGUCCAUCUCUGAUGCUUAAGGUAAAACCUCUGCCUAUCCCAGGAAUCUUUGGGCUUGGGACUGAUCAGGGUUACAAGCCGGAGAGUUACUCACAAAUGGGGAAAGCAGCCAAUGCUUAUUUAUUCCAGAAUUCUAGGUGUGUACCCUGGUACCUGUAGCAUACGGGAGGCACUUAGUCUGUCUGCAAUCCCUAUAUUGGAACUGAGUCUACAAACUCACCCCAUCGCUACAACAGCAGUCUAAUUUUUGUACUCCUGUUCCCCUCCGCUGCCCCCUGCAUUGUGCAACACCUUGCCUGUUGAAAAGUGCUGGAGAACUUGAAAACUUGCUACACCUUUGUGACACUUGGUCCCAGCUUGCCCAAGUAAGAUUAAAUUUGUCAUCUGUGAGAUAAGCAAUUGUUUCCUGGCAACAGAUUGCAGAGCUUUUAUUAGCAUAGAAGAAAAUAACAGCUUGUAGGGCUGGCUUUAAACGUUUGGAGAACCAGUUCUAUAACGUGAGAGCUGGUGUUUUGAAGGAGUACUUUGUUUACCCUUAGGUUUAACUCUGUCACCAAUGAAAUAUAAUAACGGUACUUAAGAUAGUAUGAGUUUUAGCCAAUUGCUGUAUUAAAUCUGAAGAAAUGUAUGGUACAUGAGAAAAUAGUUGUAAAGAACAUGAACUGGUUUUCAGAUUAUGCAUAAAUGUGUUGCAGCAGACAUCGUCGCAGAAGAUUGUUAAGUUGUUAUAUAAUAUAAAGCAAGGUUACUCACUUUGCAGGACCAGAACAAGAGGCUAUAUCUAUUGAUCAACUGCAUAGAAAAUUUAGCUUCCUUUUUUUUUUUAGCUUGCAACCAAAAACAGCAUAAAAAGUAAUGACAUGGAAUAUAAAAAAAAUACAUAAUGUCCAUAAUUUGGUUGUAAGUCGCUUUGGGUUGCCUUGGACAGGCUAAAACGAUGAGCAAAUUUAAUAAACGUUGUUGUUUUGUUGUUGUUGUUGCUGUUGUUAAUUAUUAAUUAUUCUUAAUAAUAAUAAGGCAGCAAUACCUAAAACCUUCAGAAUUACAGCCCAAUCCAAUACAUGUAAGCUUUGUGGUAAGGUCAAAUGAGCUUGAUGGCACUUAUUCCUGAGUACGUGUGUAUUUAUGGAUUGCACCCUCCAUUGCUCAAAACAGAAUAAUUAAAUAUCAAACACCCAUUUAAAAAGCUUUCUUUGUAGCCCUUUUGAGAAGUUGAGAGGUAAAGAAGAUUAAGUGGGACUCCUGGGGAGGCCAAUUCCAGAGCUUAUUCACUGGACAAGGUACACACACACACACACACACACACACACACACACACACACACCUUCCUUCACUUCAGUACAGUAUUGGAUAGAAGUGAGAACAGCCCUCCUUCCCAGAGAACUCAACAGGCCGGAACCAUUUCUACAAGUACUUGAAUUUAAAUAAUUAUUUUAAACAGCUGACUGAUUUAAGCAGGGACAUAUUGUAGUCUGUAGAUAUUUUUAAUCACAUAACCAAGUAAUUGACUAAACACUGCAGCUCUAAUGAUAUUUACUGAGUGCCUAUAAUAAUUAGGUGUUGUAUAGAAACUGGUUUUUAAAAAGACCAAGCUCCACACAUUGGCAAGACUUUUAUUAGGAAUGACAAAAAACGUUGUAAAAUGUGUGCAUCCUUAAAGUUCUCCAGAAUGUUUCGUCAGGCUGGAUGUUACAGGAAGCAAAGUUUUGGGAGGCAGAUAAGGGAGCACCCCCCAAAAUGCCAAAAUUGGGCUAACUGUUGAAGUAUUGAAGCCUGAAGAUGGAGACUGCAGGUGGCAGAAUUAGUCCCUGCUAGGUGCUUGCGGUUAUCAGGUUUCACCCAAUGGCUAAUCUUCAUUUUGGAAAAACCAUAAGGCCUGCCUUUUACCCAUAUCUGUCUCAUAACCUCAGCAAAACACACAGUAUCUAGCUGUCCAUGGGCAUAGCCAGGAUUUUUGUUAGGGGAGAGCAGGACUAGGUCUUUUUGGGGGGGGGAGGAACUGAUGUGAUUGGUGAGUUAAAUAUUUCCAGUGCUUUUUUAAACUUGGUAUGGGGGACGACGACCUGUGCCUCCCCCCUCCCCCUUGGCUACGUCCAUGGCUUGUGUGCUAUUUUGUGCUAUUUUGAUGGUCCUAAUAAAAGUAUUACCCAACAGUGGAUUUGGGCAUUUGGGGGGGGGGACCAGCAUGGUUGUCUUGGAGUUUGUUUUGUUUUGUUUUGUUUCCGAUUAAAUUGACAAAGGACAGAACAUUCUACAAUUUUAGGCAGCAUUCUAAAACAAGAGAAUCCUGCCUAGAAUUGUACAGUGUUCUGUCCUUUGUUACGUAUUCUCCCAUGGAGGUCUGAACACUGAGCUGAAACCACACUGAGCAAAGCCUGAGUAGGGCAAUAAUUUGAAGCAAAAUAAGAGAGAUGCUGCCUCUUCUGAAAUUCAGUUAAUCCCCAGUGGCUGGAAAUUGGACAGCCCUAAAUUAGAAUAUAUGAUAAUUCUUUAUGCUGACAUUGAGGAAGUAAGGUUUAAAUACUGUUUAUUAUAUGUGAUUUGACUGUUACCAUUCACCUAAAAAUAAAGCAGGAAAACUCGGGGUUAUUAUUUUUUGUCCACCAGAGGGAGUAUCACACCUGCUGAAACUUUGCUCAAGUGCCCAACAAGCCUGGAAGUAGAUGAGAGUGAUUUGGAUAAUGAUGCAGGCUGAGAGUCUGAAAUAGCUUUUAUGCAGAGACUGUAUCUUUAUGUGUAAAAUUAUGGGUUUGAAAGUCAUGGAGGGACCGUAGAAUGAAGUUAGCUUUCGCCUUCAGCUACAAAAAGCCUUUCCAGCUUUAUUGGUGCUGUUAAUGAAAGGCUCACCGGUUAAGCAUACUUAAAGAGUUUUUCAUUCCCAUUAUUCCACAUGUUUCAUUCCAGCAAUAUCCAAUCAGCCUCUUGGAAGCCGUCUCUACAGGGAAGGGCAUCCUGCAAGGAUUUGUUUGUCUUCUAACCUACUUGCAAACACCAGCUUACACUGGUAACUGUGCUGUCAUUGUGUGUGUGUGUCCCCCAUGCCACUGCCCAAUGUGAUUCCCUGGGACAGGGUGGGAGGGCAAUGCUGUUAACUGUAUCCAUCUCCUAUGGGAAAGGAACCAAUUGUGAAAUUCUAAAAAUAUAGAAAAUAUCUAAUGGUUUCCAGGGUAAUAGGUGACCAUGGUAACUAAAUGCUAGCUUUGUGAUCUGAUGGAGGACAGUUAAAAAAAGAAAGGAAAAGACAUAGCCAAUUAACUGUGCAGAAAUGUUUCUGGGGGAAAUUAUUUUGCAUUAACCCUGCAGGUGCCAGGGAGACAUCAUUUCCGACAUGCUCAGAUUGAAAUAUUGUGAUACGGUGGCUUUAAAUUGGCGUC